GCCCGGAGGGAUAGUGUGUGGUCUGGGUGUUGGGACCGUGUGGCGGCGGCACCAGCCGGGAAGAUGCCAGUGGCAGUGAUGGCGGAAGGUGCUUUUAGUUUCAAAAAGUUGCUGGAUCAGUGUGAGAACCAGGAGCUCGAGGCUCCUGGAGGAAUUGCUACACCCCCAGUGUAUGGUCAGCUUCUAGCUUUAUAUCUGCUCCAUAAUGACAUGAAUAAUGCAAGAUAUCUUUGGAAAAGAAUACCACCUGCUAUAAAAUCUGCAAAUUCUGAACUUGGAGGAAUUUGGUCAGUGGGACAAAGAAUCUGGCAGAGAGAUUUCCCUGGGAUCUAUACAACCAUCAACGCACACCAGUGGUCUGAGACGGUCCAGCCAAUCAUGGAAGCCCUUAGAGAUGCGACACGGAGGCGAGCCUUCACCCUGGUCUCUCAAGCCUAUACCUCGAUCAUUGCCGAUGAUUUUGCAGCCUUUGUCGGACUUCCUGUGGAGGAGGCUGUGAAAGGUAUAUUAGAGCAAGGAUGGCAAGCGGACUCCACCACAAGAAUGGUUAUGCCCAAAAAGCCAGUUGCAGGGGCCCUGGAUGUUUCCUUUAACAGGUUUAUUCCCUUGUCAGAGCCUGCCCCAGUUCCACCAAUCCCCAAUGAACAGCAGUUAGCCAGACUGACCGAUUACGUGGCUUUCCUUGAAAACUGAUUUGUUAUUCUGAGUUCAAGAUCCACCUUCAGAAUCCUCUAUACUGACGAAUACAGAAAUGUAAAAUUCUUAUUUUCAAUUUAUUGGAUGAAGUACCUCAGCAUUCCUUAGUAUGUGAUAAAAUACUUAUAUAAUAUAAAGUAUAUUAUAUAUAUUUUGUCCUUAAACAUGAUGCUGAAGAGUUGUUGAAACAGUUCUCAUUUUGUAACAUUUGACAAUUUGGAGCCCGUCAGUAUUACGCAGUUUAUGUUUCCCAGUGAUUCCUAAAUUAGAGCUCUCCUGCUUCAUGUGGAGCGGUGGCCGUCAGCUGGCUCUCCUGCCCCGAGACCCGGCGCGCUCCCGUCUGUACCCCUGAGCGGUAGUUGUAGUGAUGCAUCUGGGGUUUGAGGAUGUCCCCAAGGGCGGCAUCUGAGUUGCUGGGGAUUCUGCUGCUUCCUCUUUGGAGAAUAUGCUCUCUUUUCUCCUCAGCUCCUAGGAAUCACUAAUACAGAAUGCUGAAAUACAGCUGAGGAACAAAAGACAAUUUCCUAGUAAACCAGUGUGUUAACCGUAGAUUUUUUUCCGAUAGUGUGAGUACAUCCAUUGCUGGCAGUGGAGGGCUUGCCAUGAAAAUGCGAUUUAUUUAAGACAUUCAUGAGGAGUAUUAAGUUGUAAUAGUUCCUUUCAGAAGAAGGGAAACGUAAGUGUGGAAUGCAUUAUAUUGGGAAGGAAGCGAUUAAGAUAAGAGAUACACUUCUUCGUACAGCUGUCCUGCAGCCCAUUGGUUGCCUAUAUUUAUCCCUUGGUUCAAGUUCUGCCUUUUGGAGAAAUACUGAAUAAGUCUCUCAUUUUUUGUGUGACAGCCCUCUGAGUAUUUGAAGUUGUUUAUUGUAUCUUCAGGUUAAAACACCCUCUAGUUCAUUUAUUCUGCAUUUGUUCAAUAAAUAUUUAAUUGACUUCUUCAA
Messenger RNA from Equus quagga, 1637 nucleotides. RefSeq names its product COP9 signalosome subunit 8 (gene COPS8). The transcript is spliced from 8 exons. Gene Ontology annotation, cellular component: COP9 signalosome. Gene Ontology annotation, biological process: protein deneddylation; COP9 signalosome assembly. NCBI's taxonomy places the organism in Eukaryota, Metazoa, Chordata, Mammalia, Perissodactyla, Equidae. The coding region runs from base 64 to 693 and encodes 209 amino acids. The record is from RefSeq and is a predicted model, not a curated record.